AAUUGUGUUUGUUUAUUUUCUGCUGUCAAAACAAGGUAGUUUGCUUUAAGGAACCAUUAUUUAUUCUAAAUUUUCAAUGAAAUACAAUACAAUGGCACUUGGAAUCGAACAUGAAAGAGUUGAAUAUGAGGAUUUGAAAAUAUGUGGCGAAAUUACCACACUGAUGUCGAUUGGAAAGAAAGAGUUUUUCUUGAACUGCGAGUUUUGCGACGCCUCAUUUUUAAAAUUAGACGACUUCAUACAACACAUUUCCGAAGAGCAUUUGAGCAAAUUUAUGGGACUAAAUUUGAAGCAGAAUUUAACAUCGUGCCCACUUCAAUCUGAAGAAGAAAUAGGAGACGUGGAAAUAUGCAUGCAAUCAGAAAGCUUUUCUGAGGAAAAUGAUGACACACAAUAUGAUUUGAGAGCUUUUGAAAAAAUUGAAAUCGAAUUAGACUCAAAUGGAAUUAAUAAUUCAUUAGAUUCCGAAAGUGCAGCUUUAGAAGAAAUAACGGAUACAGAAAGCCUACAAUCCUUAGUAACAAACGAAUUAGGUGAGUUCUCAGAAGAAAUAAAUGAAACUCAUGGGAAUGCAGAUUUGAUCCCUUAUGCUCAACAUGAUCUCUGUGACGCACAACUUGAUUUGACGGAACAUUGCAAAAAUAAAGACGAAAAGGACGAUAAAAAAAAAUUCAUCAUCGAAUUCAUUGAGGUAUACCGCUCGUUGCAAUCAUUAUGGAACACAAAUUUAAAGGCCUAUCAAAACCGAGUACUAAAAAAUGAACAGUAUGAAAUUUUGCUUAAAAAAUAUAAAGAGGAAUAUCCAGAAGCUACGAUGGAGGACGUUAAGCAAAAAAUACAGCGACUUCGCUCAAAUUUUAGGCGGGAAUUGAGACGAAUGGACCCAUUUGGUAUAACCACUCUCUACUAUUUCGACGCAAUGAAUUUUCUACGAAACAUCAUACCACUUUCUGAAUCACGUAAAAAUAUUCAUGGAUAUGAUGAGUCACAGGAUGCUUUGGAACCAAUUCUCAAAAAGUUUACUGUAUCGGAGAGCCUUUUAGAUGAUGCACAAUUCAUUCAAUUAGCUAAAAUAUACAAGAAGUAUCCUUGCCUCUGGGAUGAAAAGGACAUUGCGUAUAGAUUCGCUAAUAGGCGUCGUGAAGCGUUGAAUAACGUACUUAAAGAGUUGAAUGAAAAAUGUAAGCUGAACCUAGUGAAAAAUGAUUUCGAAAAAGAAACUGCGCGACUACGGAAAAUAUGUUCAAACGAGAAGAAACAAAAAAUAGCAUGUAAACGUAAUAACUUAGUGUUUAAACCAAGAUGCCCUUAUUAUGACCACAUUUCAUUCCUUGAAGUCGAUGUAACCCCUUAUGAAUGUUUAAUAUGUGGUCUAGUAGUUUCUGGUCCAUGUCAGUUCAAAAUCCAUUUAUCGUCUCACGAUGGUUCACUACCAUUCAAAUGUCAUGUUUGUGGGCAUGGCUUUAGGUUGGUCACAAAUUUAACAGUUCAUUUACGGAGACAUGUACAUGAUUAUACAUACAGUUGUAAGGUGUGUAAUAAGCCCUGCGCAACGACCACAGAAUUAAAAACGCAUUUACGUUUGCAUACCGGUGAGAGACCGUAUGUUUGCGAUAUUUGUGGCAAAGCAAUGCGAUCAUGGGCUGAAUUCAGUAGGCAUAUGGAACGUCACGCAAAACUACCGCGACAUAAGUGUGAAAUUUGCUCCAAGUCAUUCUAUGAAAAACGAAAAUUAAAGGAGCACAUGAAUGUUCACUUAAAAGUCCGGAACGAUAUAUGUGAUGUGUGUAACAAAGGAUUUACAAGUGUUAAACUCUUAAGACAGCAUAAACUAAUUCAUGAUAUAGAAAAAAAAUUUGUAUGUAAGCUUUGUGGAAAACGAUUCGCGCAAUGUGCGGGUCUUAAUUCACAUAUGAAAUCUCAUGGUACAAAGUUAUCUGCGAUGCCAUUGAGAAACUUUAAUUUAGAGCAAGAAUAAUUGUAUAAAUAUACAAAUGUAAGCUACAUAAGCAAUUCAAUACGUUCGAAUGAAAUAAAGUGCUGGCCGAAUUCGGCAAAAUAA
Molecule: messenger RNA, 2062 nt
Organism: Anastrepha obliqua
Lineage: Eukaryota; Metazoa; Arthropoda; Insecta; Diptera; Tephritidae
Product: zinc finger protein 2-like
Exons: 4
Coding region: 77-1978 (633 amino acids)
Biological process (GO): regulation of transcription by RNA polymerase II
Molecular function (GO): DNA-binding transcription factor activity; RNA polymerase II cis-regulatory region sequence-specific DNA binding
Source: RefSeq, a predicted model, not a curated record